Messenger RNA from Wyeomyia smithii (pitcher-plant mosquito), 9019 nucleotides. RefSeq names its product G protein-coupled receptor kinase 1 (gene Gprk1). NCBI's taxonomy places the organism in Eukaryota, Metazoa, Arthropoda, Insecta, Diptera, Culicidae. Gene Ontology annotation, biological process: G protein-coupled receptor signaling pathway; regulation of signal transduction; protein phosphorylation. Gene Ontology annotation, molecular function: G protein-coupled receptor kinase activity; ATP binding; G protein-coupled receptor binding. The transcript is spliced from 13 exons. The record is from RefSeq and is a predicted model, not a curated record. The coding region runs from base 1744 to 3894 and encodes 716 amino acids.
CGUAGUCAGUCAUAGUCAGUGAGUGAGCAGAGUUUGUCGCGUUUGGAUGGUAAACGACGGUUUUCCGGGCCUUUAGCAUUUUUCGGUCAAAAGCGAAGUGGGAAGUGUGCUGCGCAAGGGGCCAGCUCUUCUGGUGUACACGCUGAUUCUGUGGCUCCUUUGGCGAGCAAAAAAUUCUGCUAGUCGCAUCAGUUAGUCAGAAUUAGGACAGUUUGCGAACAGUUCAUUGGUCGAUUGGUUGCCUAGUGGACCCGGUUUUGGUCGAAAGAGUGGCAGUUUUUUGUUUUUCACAGGAGUAGUUUCUUUUUCUUCAUUAUUAACCUGCUGCUGAGAAGAAGGGGAAUUUUUUCGGUGUACGCAAUAAGAUACAAAAUCACUCGCAAAAGUACUGGUUGGUCCUGGUAGGGUGAAACGGCUGUUCGGUGGAUGAGUGCGAGAGACGAAUACGACGUGCGCCUCUGUGUGUGGGACGACCUGAGAAGGCCAGAGAGAAAGAGAAUAAAUGGUUUCUCAUUGACUGUGGUGUAGCACACUAGUCAUCGGUUUUGGGGUUGAGCUUUUUAUCAGUGUUUGGUUGUGGUUCAGUGAGCAACAAGAUCAGUUCUAUCGAGAACUAUAGGAUGGAUCGUGUUUGGUGUUAUUUUUAUUGUCAGUUGGUCGUGAUGAGACUUUAUUGAAAAGAAGUGUCACGCAAAGAGUCUUCGCUGAAAUAGAAGACAUUUUGCAGCCCUGGCUCUAAAACUUGUCUGAAGACGAAAUCGAGCAAAAGAAAAAAAAACACGAUUUGUCACAGUCGCGUAUCGCGUACUCAGUUAGCACUCGUGAGUGACUCUAGUAAUAUCGCGUGCGCAAAAAUCAUUAGCCGAGAUUCGUUCUAUGUGAGGGGCGAUUUUCACUCACGAGAAAAAAAAAACUGAUGAUAGUGAGCGAGUGUUUGGUAUCUAAGAGAGUGCAAUGUGUUGAUUUUUUGCUAUAUUCGUUUGCUUACUGGCGCACGGGAUGUGUAUAGUGUGUGCCAUUUGCUAUUCAAUAACAAGCAGAUAAAUUCCUUCAUUCAUUCAUUUGUUUAUGCUUGCUAAAAGCGAGAAAGAAUAUUGUUGCUCAUCAUAUUCGGCUUUCGGGCUGAAGCAGUUAUUGGAGCUGGAUCAGCUGAGAAAGAGAAAGAGAGAGUGAGAGUGCGAAGGAAGUGGAGAUUCCGCGUGCACCCAGGGGUGUCAAUAAACAAGUGCCAAAGAAUUAGCGUGCAAAUGCGAGCCGAAAGUUUUUUUGCGAUAUUUCGAAAUUGAUUGUGCCUGCUCGUGGGGUGUGUUUACAUAAAGUGAGCGCCGUAAAGAGCGCUAUCUACGGCACCGGAAAAUAAAGCAGUGUUUUAUAUAAGUGAGGCCCCAAUUGUUGCCCGACAUAGAACAGAAGUUAUGCACAAUAUUGUUUAUUUAACUUGAGCAGCGGCUUGAAACACAUACAUGAAUACGGAGAAAUCGCAGCAUAUCAAGUUGAAAUUGGCUUUCUUUCUAAGGAAACCGUAAAGCCUACCUGUUGUUAUUGCUUUAUCGUAUUAAGCAUUGCAGUGUUUUCCGAAUGCGACAAUUUCAAUAUAGUUUGUGCCGAGCUGAAUCACAACCAAUCAACAAGUUCUAGCCUAUGAGCUGCCUUCUAUAACACUCCAAGUCGAGCAAGAGAGAAGGACAACCGCACUCGUUGUCCGGCUACAGUUAGUGAAGCGAAAAAAAAUUUACAACCAAGAUGGCGGAUCUCGAGGCAGUGCUGGCCGAUGUCAGCUACUUGAUGGCGAUGGAGAAAUCUAAAUGCAUGCCGGCGGCUAGGGCCAGCAAAAAGAUUGUCCUGCCAGACCCUAGUGUUCGAAGUGUGAUGCAUAAAUAUUUGGAAAAGGAGAACGAGGUGAACUUCGACAAAAUCUUCAAUCAAGUGUUAGGAUACCUUCUGUUCAGAGAUUUCUGCGACAACUUUUCAGACGAACCGGUGCCACAUCUAAAAUUCUAUGAAGAGAUCAAAGCCUACGAAAAGACAGAGUGCCACGACGAAAGGCGAAAACAGGCUAGAGACAUUUACGACAAUUUCAUAAUGAAGGAAAUGCUGUCGCACACACACGAAUACUCGAAAGAAGCGGUAGCGCACGUACAGAAAUAUCUGAUGAAAAACGAAGUACCGGUGAAUCUGUUCGAGCCGUACAUCGAUGAAAUCUUCCACCACCUGCGGGGCGAACCCUUUCGGAAGUUUCUCGAGAGUGACAAGUACACACGCUUCUGUCAGUGGAAGAAUCUAGAGCUCAACAUACAGCUAACGAUGAACGACUUCAGUGUGCACCGGAUCAUCGGUCGAGGUGGCUUUGGCGAGGUAUACGGAUGCCGAAAAGCCGACACCGGCAAGAUGUACGCCAUGAAAUGCUUGGACAAGAAGCGCAUCAAGAUGAAGCAGGGCGAGACGCUGGCGCUGAACGAACGGACGAUGCUGUCGCUAGUCAGUACGGGGGUGGACUGCCCGUUUAUCGUUUGCAUGACGUACGCCUUCCAUACUCCGGAUAAGCUGUGCUUCAUCCUGGACCUGAUGAACGGUGGCGAUCUGCACUAUCAUCUCUCCCAGCAUGGUGUUUUCAACGAGUCCGACAUGAAGUUCUACGCUGCGGAGGUCAUUCUCGGGCUGGAGCAUAUGCACAAGCGCUUCAUCGUCUAUCGGGACCUGAAGCCGGCCAACAUUCUGCUGGACGAGAACGGCCACGUGCGGAUCUCGGAUUUGGGGCUGGCCUGUGACUUUAGCAAGAAGAAACCUCACGCCUCGGUCGGAACGCACGGCUAUAUGGCGCCGGAAGUGCUAUCGAAAGGAACACCGUACGACUCCAGUGCCGACUGGUUUAGCUUCGGUUGCAUGCUGUACAAGCUGCUGAAGGGCCACUCGCCAUUUCGGCAGCAUAAAACCAAGGACAAGCACGAGAUCGACCGGAUGACACUGACGAUGAACGUUGAACUGCCCGAAUCGUUUAGCAAAGAACUGAGGGAUCUGCUGGAGGGACUGCUCCAGCGGGACAUUGAUAAACGAUUAGGCUGUAAAGGAGGAGGGGCGGACGAAGUGAAAGCACAUCCGUUUUUCACCGGUAUCGACUGGAACCAGGUCUAUUAUCAGAAGUACACCCCACCGCUAAUACCUCCACGAGGGGAGGUAAAUGCCGCGGACGCCUUCGAUAUCGGUUCGUUCGACGAGGAGGAUACCAAAGGUAUUAAACUGACUGAGCAGGACCAGGAGCUUUACAAAUACUUCCCACUUACCAUCUCGGAAAGAUGGCAGCAGGAAGUGUCGGAAACUGUCUUCGAAACCGUCAACAACGAGGCGGAUCGACUGGAACAGAAGCGCAAGGCCAAACACAAGCAGCGUUUCGAUGCGGACGAAAAGGACUCGGACUGCAUACUACACGGGUAUAUCAAGAAGUACAGCGGCUCGUUUGCAUCCGUUUGGCAGACGCGGUACGCCAAGCUUUAUCCGAAUAGGUUAGAACUGCACACGGACAGUGGUAGUACAAAGCCAGAGCUAGUGUUUAUGGAUCAGGUUGAGGAAGUGUCGGCAGACUUUGUGCAGUUCAAGAAUGAACAGUGCAUACAGAUUCGAUUCCGAGAUGGCAUUCGCGAUGGCAAGCUGAUUCUGACGAUGUCGGACGAAAUCGGCCUCAAAGAGUGGGCGCUAUCGUUGCGCGGUGCGCACAAGGAAAGCCAGGAGCUGCUCGGUUCGAUGGCCAAGAAAGCGGGCAAAAUUUACGGCACCGAACGGGAAGCGUCCAAGGCGAACGUGCUGAUCUCUUCCAGUGGGGCCAACGCGAACUCGGGCUCCGCGGCGACCACCGGAUCGACGCUCGCCCAGAAGAACGCCAACGGAUCGUCCAACUAGCGGUUACUGUUGCGAUCUCGGUCCUGUUUCAUAGAACCGAAUCGUCUCAAGGAACCGCUGCUGAAGAUGAAGUGUAAGGACACCUAAACGUUGGCGUUGCAGUUCAUGACUUUAGUUAGCGGUUUUUAUUCGGUUUUCGUUGCCACAGCCUAGGAAAGUAGGCCGAUUCAAUUUAUUUUUUUGGGUCAAGUUUUGAGAUCCUCAUUCUCACCAAUGAGUACGGGUUCAGUGCUGAAGCGAAAAACAAGUUAGAGAUAGCGUGGAAGAAAACCUUAGUCGGGUAAAAGAUGACAAUGACGCUUGGCAAAAGCACAACCGAAAGUGAUGAGACAUGAAAAGAUAGCAAAAUAAUCAAAUACAACAAAAAUCGCGCAUCUUGACAGUGAUAUGAACAAAACAUAAGGAUACUAUAUCUGUAAGGCAAAUAAUACUAUACGAGUUAGCAUUUGAUGGAAAUCAUUACUAAAAAUUAUAGUUUGCUUCGAAGGAGAUACAAUAAGAACAAGUCAAGCAUUUCUUUGUACGAUCGAAUCAAAGUCAGUAUUGCAGUAUUUGCAAACCAUCGGCACUCUGUUCCAGGCGCUGAAAAACAAAUUAAAUAGAAACCAAGAAAAAAAGGUAAGUCAUAGGGUUAGCGAAUAAAUGUGUCAAUUUAGUAUUGUACUUCUUUACAAAGUGAAGAAGCAAAAGCAAAGCAAGAAAUUAUUAGAUCAAUAAUUUAGCGAUAUUUAUACAAAAGCAGAAACAAACCCGAUAUACAACAACAACAAAAACCCGAAAAAGAAUAAUCUAAAUCACUAGAUUAAUACCAAUAAUGAUAGGCGUACAUAUAAAAAAGAGCAUGAAAAACGCAGUGAACCCGUUUAUAAAUAUUACUGAUAAAUGCAGCAAACCAUGGGCGUAACUAUCCUAAAAUAUUGUUAAACUACUAGCAAACACCGUCACACGCACGCAGCGCAUGUGAGACAAAAAAUCGUUGUUUGUAAAACGGUAGUCUUCGUCUUCGUCGUCGUCGUCGUCGUCGUUUUCAUCGUUGUCAUAAUCCUUAGUUGUACGUUUCGUUUUCUUGAUUUUCAGUUGAAAUAAAAACAACCAAUAUCCCACCUAAAUAUUCUCUCAUGGGCAAAGUUCUGUAUCCAUUUUCGCCCGUUCUGUUCCAACUUUCUAUAGCUGCAACAAAAAGAAAAAUUAUAUGGGUAUUUCACACGCUGACAAUUAAUAAUACACAUAGAAAAAAAAACUUUUGUAUAGAAUUAGAUCAGUAAGCGAACAUCUUUAAACUAAAUACUACAACAGCCUUUUUACGUGUCUGUCUGUCUGUAUGUACGUAUAUGUGUGUGAAAUAUGUAUAUUUAAAAUGUAUUCCUGUUGAACAGUAAAACGCGUACUCGUUUGCUAUUUGAGAUGAUAAACGUCAUUUUUCAAGCCAAAAAGUUUUACUAUUCUAUUAUACUCUAAUCGAGAGAAUUAAUGAGUGUCAUCUAGUUUUUUCCCAAACGUUCUACCGUUUCGUGUUCGGCUUUGUUUUUGAAAAGGUUAAGUAUUAGUAUACUACUAGGACAACAAAUUGCACCUGACGCCACGCGGAGGCAGCCCAAAAAAAAGUUAAGAAUGUGUUGAAAGGUCUCUUCUCCGCAAAUUUAUUGGGUUCGAAUCACUUUCUCCGAUUUAGCAGUUACUUUAAACGCGAAUGAAAACUCUUCUUCCCUUUUACACUCGGUUAGUCAUGUAACAAAAAAGUAGAACUUUUAGAGAGAGAGAAAGUUAUAAGAAUAGAGAGCAACCAAACAUUGCAAAUGUAGCCUGUUUCAAGACCGAUAAGCGCACGAACAAUCCUUCUAUUGAUACUGAUUUUUGUAUUCUAAGACAUGUUAGAAAAAAAGAUAUAGUCUAAUUUAAAAGAUGGUUUUGAAACGAUCGGGUCCUACAUUUCCAAAAAAUAACAAAAACAACAAUCCAUAAAAAUCUAUUUAAAAAACCUACUGUUCCUGUACUCCUGCCGUUUAAAAAAAAAUCUAACCAACAAUCGUAGUAAGAUCCAAUUCGAUUACACGAAAAAUGAUACUCUUAUUUAAAGCAAAACGAUGUUUGAAAAAAAAGACGGAAAUCUUUUAAUUAUAAUUGCCUCAUAGAAGAGCGAAAAUGUAACAUUUAAAAAGCAGCACAAAAGAAAGAAGAAACAAACAACUUAAGUAAAAAAAGUCGUAUAAAUUCAGCAGCUCACUGUUAUGCAACACCAAAACUUUAGAGUAGAUUUAAUUUAUCAGUUCUCUUCCACAUCUCGUUCAUCGCAUACCGCUUAUAUUGAGUAUAGACACUAACAUCUCUACUAACUGAACUUUAUAACCUGUUACGCAUAUUCACACACAACAGCACACAUAUUUUACCAACACUACAAACAGUUGUACAUUGGUAUUCGAAACUUAACUCGGUAUUAAUAGUACCACCCUAAUGUUACGAGUAUUAUCUUCGGCGAUUAGUUGUUUGCUUAUUUAUUUUACCACUCGCGUAGUUCUCGUUCAAUCACUCGAGCAAGCUCCUCAUAGGCUUAAAACCCAAAGUUUUGUUAAAAAAUAUACCGCACACAGGCUACAUACGGCUAACCUGGCCAGGCGAAUCCGAUUAGUAACGAUAGAAUAUGACAUGGAUCGAACAGAAACAAAAGCCUGAGGCCUCUGCAAAAAAAAUGACGCCUAAGGGUAGGCUACUUCAUCACAUAGGAAGUGUGAGAUUGACAGAUUGACCAUUGCUUCAAAAGGCCGAAACAUUCGCAUUCUGUUCCAAAAUCUUGCUGAUGCACAAGGCUUUUGCUGUCUACUUACUCAGCUCCAAAAAUAUCCUAAAAAAACGCGCAGUUUUCGAUGAAUGUUUCCAAAAACUACCGAAGGAUUUAGAAAAGUUUCCUACACAAAUGCUGACGCCAUGUCAUGCCGUUCUAUCGGUACUAAUCCGUUCGAGGCAAUCGUAUCACUUACCACCCUUGUAGUGCAUAUUGGGCAAUCACAAUAUAUCCACAGUUUGUCACAAAUCUGUAGCAAUUCGGUUUUCGUAUUUUCACUGUAAUCACGCAGCUCUGCAAGAUAAUUUCACUCGUUUCAAACCAGCCAACUUUGUCAUUAGUCGCAGCAUUUGUUGCUUCAACCAGUAAACUGUAACGCUAGCAUUAGCAUUCAUGUCAAAACAAAAAAAAAAACAGGCAAACAAUAAAUCAGUGUCAUAACUCAAACCAGCCCACUAGAUCUAACUGUGAAGUUUCAAGCGCGUGUCCGACCGGCCGCACACUAGCAAGCGACUCUAAACUAAACUAACUGUGUAACUGUUAUUGUAUUGUACAAUUAGUAUAGGUAAAAUGUGAUUUUUUGAAUUAUCCGUAAACUGUAUCACCCUGUACAUAAAGUCGCACGCAGCAACAACAGCAAAAAAGCAACAAAUCCUGUAUAGCUGAAUGUUACGCAUAUAGUAAAUAAACGUUUUAAUAGAACAGCAGAGUACAAGAGUUUACACUGUUGGUAACAAGAGACUAACACUGUUAAAGCGAAAGAGUAAACCAAUCGACUUUUUGCGAGAAAAAAAAACAAUAUGAAACAAUCCUGUGUUGCCAUUAACGUAAACAUGUUAAUAGUAAAACCUACACUUGUAAGCAAAUAUUUAGGAAAAGGUAUCACAAUUAACGCAGCACCUAUUAGAACCAAAACAUUUGCAAUUACUUAUAAAUGUUUAUGGAUGCAAACCGUAACCCAAACAAAACGUUCAUGUUUUCUAAUGAAGAUAUAAUACUGAAGCAAGCGGGUGUUGUUUUAAUAUGAAAGAGGACAGGAAGAAUUUUUUUUACCACACUACCGCGGAAGCAACCAUAAAAGCCAAUAAUCGGAAAACAAUAAGUAAAAGUUAGAAAAGUAAAUGAAUGCUAGAAGACCCAUACUCAUUUAACAUAAACACAGAAAAUUAAAAAAAAAAACGAAUCAUUUAACAGAGAAGCAGAUACAGAGUAGGCGGUGUGAAUUUUGUCAAAUGCAUUACGUUUACCACAAAUUACAUUAUGCUUUAUCAAGGAUACACGCAUUAAACACUAGUGUUAACAUUUUUUAUACUACACAUCCCACCCACAUGUGUCUCAAUGUUUGCAUUUAAGCAAGGUACUGCAAGCGACAAGGUGAAGAAAAAUACACACAUGCACACGCAUUGGAAGAAGUGAUAACAGCUCCGGUGGAGGGAUUUCACGCAAAUUUGACUAUGGAGUUGGCAACACCCUCUCAGAUUGCAGUGAAACUUUGUGAGCAACUUUACACGUUUGAGUUCUUAAAGUUGAACGUCUUUUUGGAAAAGAUUGAUUUUUCUAUAUCAUUUUAUUAAAACACUACUUUUGUUAGGAAAUUAUUGAAAUGUUCACAAGUCUGUGUAGGUACAAAUCUAUAAACGAUUUAGAAGUGAAUAAUACGCAAAUCCUUAAAAAAACUCCUCGAAAGCUUUAUGAAUUAGAAAAGCAACAAGUUGAAAGAAACUAAGUUUCUGUUACUAAACGACUGACGAAAAAAUGUCGGAAACGAGAAGGGAUUAAUUUACUAAUUACAGACGAUAUCAGAGACAUAUUAUUUUGGAAAUUUUCGAAAAUAUUUUGAAAAUGAGUCCACACAGAAAAAAACACGUCUGAAUUUAUUUCAUGAAUUUCAAGAAUGCAAGGUUAUUUAAACUACCGAUGUCAUCAAAUUCAUAAUGUUUCACUGAAUAUAGGCAGGGUGCCACCAACGAUUGAAUUAAUUAACGAUUGAAUGAAUAAGUGUGAAAUCCUCCAAUAGGGACAAAAAGUGAUCAAAUAAUUUUACGAUGUGUGCGCUAGGAGGAAUGAAAUGGAAAAAAGCAACACUAAUAAAACAUGAACAUUUUGAGUUGCUAACAUUAGCAGCAAGAUUAAGUCCUGCUACUACAGAAAACAAAAAACACAUGACGGCAGAAUGCAUCUUCAAACCACAAAUAAACCAACAUCAAGCAAAAAAAAACAUUAAUCGAUAAUGUUACUUGAAAACUAGAGAUUGAUAGUACCGCGCAGUUGUACAUACCGAACUGGACGAAGAAAACUUGCGAGAACAUUUUUAGAAUAAAAAAAAACAAUAAGUAUGAAAAAGAC